GGCGUGUCUAUUAUUAUGGCUCGUUUUAUAACAUCAUCAUCAUCAUCACUAAAAACCACUUCGACCUCACCAACGUCAUCGACGUCGUCGUUAAAGCCAACAUCCACAUUUACAUCGAUUUCUUCCCACACGAGAACAUCCAGAAAAUCCCGUUAUACCUCUAGCCAUUUGUUUAACGCGUUCGCGUUUUUAUCGCCCUCGUCGCUAUCGUUCUCGUCGUUAUCGCUGUCGUCGUCAAAUGAUUUGUAUCGUGGUUUCCUCGCCACACUCGUCAUACUGUUGCGUAUGUCAUCGGUGGCGUACGGCAUAACGGAUCGUUUAAUUGUGCAAACAACAAGUGGCCCGGUACGUGGUCGUGCGGCAACGGUGCAGGGUCGUGAAGUGCAUGUUUUUACCGGUAUACCGUAUGCAAAACCUCCUGUGGAUGACUUACGUUUUCGCAAGCCAGUACCAGCUGAACCAUGGCAUGGCGUUUUAGAUGCAACACGACUGCCAGCAACAUGUGUACAAGAGAGAUACGAGUACUUCCCUGGCUUUUCCGGUGAAGAGAUAUGGAAUCCCAACACAAAUGUAUCAGAAGAUUGUUUAUACAUGAACAUAUGGGCUCCAGCAAAAGCGCGUCUACGACAUGGUCGUGGAGCCAAUGGUGGUGAGCAUUCGUCUAAAACCGAUCCCGAUCAUUUAAUCCAUAGUGCAACACCCCAAAAUACCACAAAUGGUUUACCCAUUUUAAUAUGGAUCUAUGGUGGUGGCUUUAUGACUGGUUCGGCCACAUUGGACAUUUACAAUGCCGAAAUUAUGUCAGCGGUGGGUAAUGUGAUUGUUGCCUCAUUUCAGUAUCGUGUCGGUGCAUUUGGUUUUCUACAUCUUUCACCGGUUAUGCCAGGUUUUGAAGAGGAAGCGCCCGGCAAUGUUGGUCUCUGGGAUCAAGCCUUGGCGUUGCGUUGGCUAAAGGAAAACGCUCGUGCCUUUGGUGGCAAUCCCGAGUGGAUGACUCUGUUUGGUGAAUCAGCCGGUUCGAGUUCGGUAAAUGCUCAACUAGUGUCGCCGGUGACCAGAGGUCUAGUGAAGCGUGGCAUGAUGCAAUCGGGUACCAUGAAUGCACCCUGGAGUCACAUGACUUCAGAGAAAGCUGUAGAGAUUGGUAAAGCUUUAAUAAACGAUUGCAAUUGUAAUGCCUCAUUGUUGCAAGAUAACCCUCAAUCGGUAAUGGCCUGUAUGCGUUCGGUGGAUGCUAAAACAAUUUCAGUACAACAAUGGAAUUCCUAUUCGGGUAUUUUAAGUUUUCCCUCAGCUCCCACUAUUGAUGGUGCAUUUUUACCGGCUGAUCCCAUGACUCUUAUGAAAACAGCUGAUAUGUCCGGUUAUGAUAUAAUGAUUGGAAAUGUCAAGGAUGAGGGUACAUAUUUUCUAUUAUACGAUUUUAUUGAUUAUUUUGAUAAAGAUGAAGCAACAUCAUUGCCACGUGAUAAAUAUUUAGAAAUAAUGAAUAAUAUUUUUAAUAAGGCCACACAAGCUGAACGAGAGGCGAUCAUAUUUCAGUAUACCAGCUGGGAAGGUAAUCCAGGAUAUCAAAAUCAACAGCAAAUUGGCAGAGCUGUAGGCGAUCACUUCUUUACCUGCCCCACAAAUGAGUAUGCACAGGCAUUAGCUGAACGAGGUGCACAAGUACAUUAUUACUAUUUUACACAUCGCACUAGUACCUCCUUGUGGGGUGAAUGGAUGGGAGUGCUACACGGUGAUGAAAUCGAAUACUUCUUUGGUCAACCAUUAAAUACAUCACUGCAGUAUCGGCCCGUGGAACGAGAGUUGGGCAAACGUAUGCUCAAUUCAGUUAUUGAGUUUGCCAAAUCGGGUAAUCCAGCUGUAGAUGGUGAAGAAUGGCCAAAUUUCUCCAAAGAAGAUCCCGUUUAUUAUGUCUUCAGCACAGAUGAAAAAACUGAAAAACUACAAAGAGGUCCACUGGCCAAACGAUGCUCAUUUUGGAAUGAUUAUCUGCCGAAAGUACGAAGUUGGGUUGGUUCCGAAUGUGAAAACAACAAUGCAGAUUCUGCGGCAGUGUCCGUCAUAAGCGAGCAGCACAGUUUAAUAAAAUGGGUCAUCAUGCUCACAAUAAUGGUCAGAUGCAUUUUUCAAUAAAAAAAAUAACAAAUAAAAUAUAGAAAAUA
Calliphora vicina (urban bluebottle blowfly) is the source of this 2168-nucleotide messenger RNA. RefSeq names its product Acetylcholine esterase (gene Ace). Gene Ontology annotation, biological process: acetylcholine catabolic process in synaptic cleft; choline metabolic process. Lineage: Eukaryota; Metazoa; Arthropoda; Insecta; Diptera; Calliphoridae. The coding region runs from base 16 to 2139 and encodes 707 amino acids. The record is from RefSeq and is a predicted model, not a curated record. The transcript has 9 exons. Gene Ontology annotation, cellular component: plasma membrane. Gene Ontology annotation, molecular function: acetylcholinesterase activity.